This is a messenger RNA of Panicum hallii, 765 nucleotides long. Its product is annotated as protein transport protein Sec61 subunit beta. Gene Ontology annotation, cellular component: Sec61 translocon complex. The record is from RefSeq and is a predicted model, not a curated record. Bases 123 to 443 code for a protein of 106 amino acids. Gene Ontology annotation, biological process: intracellular protein transport. NCBI's taxonomy places the organism in Eukaryota, Viridiplantae, Streptophyta, Magnoliopsida, Poales, Poaceae. The transcript has a single exon.
GUCAGCAGCUGCAGCCGAGAGAGAGAGAGAGAGAGAGCCUUCUUCUUCUUCUUCCUGGGUCCCUCCCUCCCUCGGUCUCUCCUUCCCUCCACAAUCCACAGAUCCCGAUUCGAUCAGCCGCCAUGGCCCGCUCCUCCUCGCAGUCCCAGUCCUCCGUCGGCGGCGCCGGCGCCGGCGCCCGCCCGCCCACCGUUGGCCCCCGCGGCACGGCCGCAGCUGCCGCCGGCAUGCGCCGCCGCCGCGCCACCGCUAGCGCCGGGGGAGGGGGCUUCUCCGGCGGCGGAGGGAGCAACAUGCUUCGAUUCUACACCGACGAGGCGCCGGGCCUGCGCCUCUCGCCAACCAUGGUGCUCGUCAUGUCGCUGUGCUUCAUCGGAUUCGUCACCGCCCUCCACGUCUUCGGCAAGCUCUACCGCUCCCGCACCGCCGCAGCCUCCGCGUGAUCCAUGCCAUCAGAGUAGCAGAUCACAAGGUUUUCAAUAUAUCGUCAUCAGUCUACUGUUGUCUUGCCUAGCUUUCCUUCCUGUGCUAGAUCUGGAGGGAGAUGAAUGGAACCCUACAACUUAAAGUUAGUGAUGCCCUUUCUGUUUAUCCUUCCCCUUUCCUUUUUUUAGUUUUUAUUUACUCCCAGAUGCAAAGAGUUAUGCCUAGUCACUGUAAUCAUGGGGGUUGCUACAAUUAAUUUUGCAUCUCAGCAACUUAGCGUGUGCUCGAGGAUUUCUACAAUCGUGCAUCUUGCUUCUAAAUUUAUUACUUGCUUAACCA